AUGUUUGCUCGUCAGGCUUUCCGCUGUGCGCAGCCUCUUAAGCAGACCAUCCGCAACUACUCCGCGGAGGCUGCUCCCAAGAAGUCCAACCUGACUCCCAUCUACAUUGGUGUCGGUCUCGCUGGUCUCGCUGCAGGUGUUUACCGCUACAACAGCUCUGCUGUUGCUGAGCCCAAGGAGCGCGCCAAGGUCUUCAACGGCCAGGACUGGGUGGACCUGAAGGUUGCAGCCAUUGAGACCCUCAGCCACAACACUAAGAAGAUCCGCUUUGAGUUCGAGGACAAGGAGGCCGUUAGUGGUCUUCCCGUUGCCUCUGCUUUGCUGACCCGCUUCAAGCCUGAGGGCAAGGAGAAGUUCACCCUGCGCCCCUACACCCCGACUAGCGAUGAGGACCAACCCGGCUACCUCGAUCUCGUUGUCAAGGUCUACCCCGGUGGACCCAUGUCUGAGCACAUCCACUCGCUUGCCGUCGACCAGCGCCUCGCCUUCAAAGGCCCCAUCGUCAAGUACCCCUGGGAGUCCAACAAGCACAACCACAUCGCACUGAUUGCUGGUGGUACUGGUAUCACCCCCAUGUACCAGCUGGCCCGCCAGAUCUUCAAGAACCCCGAUGACCGCACCAAGGUUACCCUGGUCUUUGGCAACGUCAAGGAGGAGGAUAUCCUGUUGAAGAAGGAGCUCGAAGAGUUGGAGAACACCUACCCCCAGCGCUUCCGUGCCUUCUACGUCCUCGACCAGCCCCCCAAGGAGUGGACCGGUGGUAAGGGCUUCAUCAGCAAGGAGCUGCUGAAGACCGUUCUGCCCGAGCCCAAGGAGGAGAACAUUAAGCUCUUCGUCUGUGGCCCGCCUGGUCUGUACAAGGCUAUCUCUGGCGGUAAGGUCAGCCCCCAGGACCAGGGUGAGCUUGAGGGUAUCCUGAAGGACCUUGGCUACAACAAGGACCAGGUGUUCAAGUUCUAG
Molecule: messenger RNA, 960 nt
Organism: Penicillium odoratum
Lineage: Eukaryota; Fungi; Ascomycota; Eurotiomycetes; Eurotiales; Aspergillaceae
Product: cytochrome b5 reductase family protein
Exons: 4
Coding region: 1-960 (319 amino acids)
Biological process (GO): ergosterol biosynthetic process
Molecular function (GO): cytochrome-b5 reductase activity, acting on NAD(P)H
Source: RefSeq, a predicted model, not a curated record